Hydra vulgaris (swiftwater hydra) is the source of this 2761-nucleotide messenger RNA. Lineage: Eukaryota; Metazoa; Cnidaria; Hydrozoa; Anthoathecata; Hydridae. The record is from RefSeq and is a predicted model, not a curated record.
UUAUUUUAUUUAGAAAAAUUAGAAGAUUCUGUUGAGAAUCUAAAAAAAUUAGAACAUUCAAUUCUCCUUGCAUGAAAGAUGGAGUUUGCACAAAAAAAUUUCCUAAAGAGUUUAAUCCUUGCACUGUUGCAAUUUUUAAUGGUUAUCCUAACUACAGGCGUUUAGAUAAUGGUAGAGUAGUCAUUAUAAAAGGUAACCAAGUUGAUAAUUGAUGGGUCGUACCCUAUAACCCCUGGUUAUCAAAAAAAUACCAAGCCUACAUUAAUGUUGAAGCUUGCAUGUCUAUUAAGUCAGUGAAGUAUUUAUACAAAUAUGUCUAUAAGGGGCAUGAUUGUGCGAAUGUGGUAGUUAAUGAAAGUGUUGACCAUGAUGAAAUUAACACAUAUUUAGAUUGUCGCUUUGUUUCCGCCCCAGAGGCUCUUUGGCGAAUAUAUGAGUAUUCCAUAAGUGAUAUGUCACAUACUAUUAUCCGCCUUCAAAUCCACCUUCCUGAUAAUCAGAGAGUAUAUUUUAACGAAGGAGAAGAACAAGUAGCUAUAGAUCGUGCAGCACAGCGUGACACUCACCUAACUGCUUGGUUUAAGUUAAAUGCUGAAAAUAAUGAAGCACGUCAGUAUUCUUAUGUUGAAAUUCCAUAUCACUUUGUUUUUGGUAAAAAUUGCAUGUGGAAAGUAAGACAAAGAGGUAGUGAUAAGGUGGUUGUUCGAAUGUAUAAAGUCAGUUCAUUUUGCGAAUUAUUUUUUCUCAGAUUGUUACUUUUGCAUGUAAAAGGUGCAAAGUCUUUUGAUGAUUUGCGUACUGUUCAUGGUACUGUUUUUAAUACAUUUCGUGAAGCAUGUUAUCAUUUAGGUUUAUUGCAAGAUGACAUUGAGUGGAGAAAUACAUUAACUGAAGCUGCUGCAACUCGGAUGCCUAAACAAAUUAGGCUACUGUUUUCCAUCAUAUUAACUUUAUGUGAACCUGAUGAUCCUUUACACCUUUGGAAUACAUUUAAAAAUUAUAUGGUUGAAGAUUACAUACACCAUUCAAUGCCAGUCGUACUUGCUGAGCAGGCAGCUCUUCGUCAAAUUGAAUCUAUAAUUAAUCAGAGUGGUAAAACCUUAGCUGAUUAUAAUUUGCCAGCUUUAGAUCAGUUUUUAGAUAAUGUCCCAGAAAAUGAUGAUGAAGAUGUUCAGGUGUUUAUUGAUGAAGCAAACCGAGUUAGACCAUUAUUGAAUGAUAAUCAACGUAAUGUAGCUGAUGCGAUCCUUGCUGCACUAAGUGUGGAACCUACUAAUGAAAAUAAGCAUUCAAGGUUGUUUUUUAUGGAUGGGCCUGCCGGUUGUGGUAAAACAUUUACUUACAACUAUUUAAUUUCUGAAACACAGAGCAGGCAUAUUAGAACUGCAACAGCUGCAUGGACAGGAAUAGCUGCAACUCUUCUCAAAAAUGGGUGCACAAUGCAUGGCUUAUUCAAACUUCCUGUUCCAAUUUUGGAAACAAGCACAUGUAAUGUAACUCCAAACUCUAUUCAUGGUAGAUUCCUGAGACAAAUCAGUUUGUAUUUACUUGAUGAAGCAUCUAUGAUACCCAAAUAUGUUUUGAGUGCCAUUGAUAAGCUAUUACAAGAUAUUUGUAAUAACAACUUUCCUUUUGGUGGUAAGGUUAUUCUUAUGGGUGGAGACUUCAGACAAAUACUUCCAGUUGUGAAGCGAGGUCGACCAGCAGAAGUUAUAGAAUCAUGUUUAAAAUGUUCUGAACAUUGGCAAUAUGUGCAAAGGUUCUCAUUAACUGUAAAUAUGAGGGUUCAGAUAGAAGAAGAGGAAUUUUCUCAAUGGCUUUUAAAGCUUGGAAGUGGAACAUUACCUGUCAAGCCUGAAGAUCCUUUGCGAGGGUGUAUUGAAAUACCUGAGCAGUGCUUUUUCAUUGAUAAUGAAUCUAUUGUGGAGAAGAUUUUCGGUGGUGCAGAAGAAGCUGAUUAUGCAAAACGUGCUAUUUUAACGCCAACAAAUGUUGAUUCAUUGGCAAUAAAUGAAGAAGUCCUUCAUCGUUUACCCGGUGAUGUGAAAACAUAUUUAAGUUCAGAUAGCAUUGAUACUGAUGAUCUUAAUGAAAUUAAUAACUUUCCAGUCGAGUUUUUAAAUAGUUUGACUCCAUCAGGUAUGCCUGUUCAUUGCCUAAAAUUAAAAAUUGGUGCUGUUAUAAUGCUACUUAGAAAUUUAGAUCUCAAAGGUGGACUUUGUAAUGGAACCCGUUUGAUGGUGCGUGCAUUACACAAAAAUUAUAUUGAUGGUGAGGUUUUAACAGGUGUAUCAGCUGGUAACAGGGUAUUUGUUCCUCGAGUUCAAUUAGCUCCAUCAGAUGCAAAUUUACCUUUUACACUUAAACGCCGUCAGUUUCCAGUUUGGUUAGCAUACUCAAUGACCAUAAAUAAAAGUCAAGGUCAAACAAUUGAAAAAGUUGGUGUUAUCUUAAAAAGCCUUGCUUUUCACACGGCCAAUUAUAUGUUGCAUGUUUAAGAACAAGAUCAUUUAAUAGUUUGUUUUUCAAAGUUGAUAAACAUCCAUUACAAGCAAUGCUGAUAAAACUGAAUUUUUUUAAAAAAAGAGUAUUUCCAGCCUUCCAACCAAAUAUUAGAGACUUUUACAAAAGCACUCUCACAAAAUAAUGCUUUUAUAAUCAAUUUAAAAGUCUUUCAAAUCGUUAAUCAUUUUUCUAAAGGCGAAGAAGAAGAAUCGUUAAUCUUCAUACCAUUUAAUAAAGCUAUUUUAACAAAAACGCA